AUGAGCGACACCCGAGAGUCUCGCGAUAGACGACGCAAGGCUACACAUUCAGCCAUUGAGCGUCGAAGACGAGAGCGUACAAAUGACAAAAUUGCACAGUUGAAGGACAUGCUGCCUUCAUGUGCUGGUCGAUCAGGAUUGCAUAAGCUGACAAUACUAGAAGAAGGAAUUCAGUAUACUCGCAUGCUGGAGGGUCAGAUCCGAGAGCUGCAGUUGAUGGCUGCAAGAGUACCUUUAUUGCAGUCUAGAUCUGCAAUGGAAGCAGCAUCGCCUGCAGUCACAUCCAAAGUCAUGUGUAUGCCAUCAGGACCAGCAUCAAUGCCAACAUGUGCCAAUAUCAAACUGGAAGACACCGCAGAGUCACACGAGUCGUAUCGAUCCAAUGAUCACCGUGCAUGUCAUUCACUGGGCACAUUGACUACACCAGUUGAUCAGUACCAUCUCGACACCAACCAUUCACUGGGCACAUUUGCUACAUUAUGCUCUGCAUCAAAGAUGCUGCCCUCGCCUGCAUGUUCGCAGAGACAAGCAUCUCCUUUUUCGGAAAUUGCCGGUAUAUGUGACUCCUCUUCCAGCACUCAUAGUCCAUGUGCAGAGAUCAUGUCGCUUGGAUCAAUUCUGUCGUAA
Molecule: messenger RNA, 627 nt
Organism: Batrachochytrium dendrobatidis JAM81
Lineage: Eukaryota; Fungi; Chytridiomycota; Chytridiomycetes; Rhizophydiales
Exons: 1
Coding region: 1-627 (208 amino acids)
Biological process (GO): regulation of transcription by RNA polymerase II
Molecular function (GO): DNA-binding transcription factor activity, RNA polymerase II-specific; RNA polymerase II cis-regulatory region sequence-specific DNA binding; protein dimerization activity
Source: RefSeq, a predicted model, not a curated record